This is a messenger RNA of Caenorhabditis sp. 36 PRJEB53466, 210 nucleotides long. The record is from the annotation of a GenBank genome assembly. Lineage: Eukaryota; Metazoa; Nematoda; Chromadorea; Rhabditida; Rhabditidae.
AUGGAUAUCAACAAUAAUGUCGAGGCGAGCAGCAUGGAGGACAUAACCGCCAGGAUCCGGGCGCUUUUGAGAGGAAACAACCGACAGGAACCGAGUUUGGCUGAAGCGGUACAAGUGGCGAGAAUUGAAGAACCGGGGAAAAAAGUGGCGGAGGAGCAGUUGCACUCGGACGGAUUCGACGACGAUUCGGAGAUUAUCAACGAUGACUAG